Molecule: messenger RNA, 2897 nt
Organism: Camelus dromedarius (Arabian camel)
Lineage: Eukaryota; Metazoa; Chordata; Mammalia; Artiodactyla; Camelidae
Gene: KLF16
Product: KLF transcription factor 16
Exons: 2
Coding region: 151-903 (250 amino acids)
Biological process (GO): regulation of transcription by RNA polymerase II
Molecular function (GO): DNA-binding transcription factor activity, RNA polymerase II-specific; RNA polymerase II cis-regulatory region sequence-specific DNA binding
Source: RefSeq, a predicted model, not a curated record
AGCGCGGGCGGCGGCGGCGGCGGCGCGCGCCGGCCUCCUCCUCCUCCUCCUCCUCCUCCCGCACUCUAGCAGCCGCCGCCGGCCGGACGGGCGCUUCUCCCGCCGCCUCUGCUCCGCCCGCUCGGCCUGCGCCGCGUGCCCCUGCCUGGCAUGUCGGCAGCCGUGGCGUGUGUGGAUUACUUCGCCGCCGACGUGCUCAUGGCCAUCUCUUCGGGCGCCGUGGUGCACCGCGGGCGGCCGGGCCCCGAGGGCGCGGGCCCGGCCGCCGGCCUGGAUGUGCGCGCGCCGCGGCGCGAGGCCGCCCCGCCCGGGCCCCCGGGGCCGCCACCGGCGGCCCCCGCCGUCCCGGGCCUGGGCUCCGGCGCCGCCGCGCCCCACCUGCUGGCCGCCAGCAUCCUGGCCGACCUGCGUGGAGGGCCCGGCGCCGCUCCGGGGGGCGCCUCGCCUGCCUCCUCUUCUUCGGCCGCCUCGUCCCCGUCCUCCAGCCGCGCCCCCGGCGCCGCGCCCGCCGCCGCCAAGAGUCACCGCUGUCCCUUCCCAGGCUGCGCCAAGGCGUACUACAAAUCCUCCCACCUCAAGUCGCACCUGCGGACGCACACAGGUGAGCGCCCCUUUGCCUGCGACUGGCCAGGCUGCGACAAGAAGUUCGCGCGCUCCGACGAGCUGGCCCGCCACCAUCGGACGCACACGGGCGAGAAGCGCUUCCCCUGCCCGCUCUGCUCCAAGCGCUUCACCCGCAGUGACCACCUGACCAAGCACGCGCGCCGCCACCCCGGCUUCCGCCCGGAGCUGCUCCGGCGCCCAGGCGCCCGCAGCACCUCUCCCAGCGACUCGCUGCCCUGCAGCCUGGCGGGCAGCCCUGCACCCAGCCCGGUGCCCAGCCCGGCCCCCGCUGGCCUGUAGAGCCCUGGUCCCACCGCCCCGCUGGGCCUGGGCCUGGAGCACCAGCAACAUGCCUGCUGUCCGGGGGCGGGGCUCGGACUGACCGCCAGCCCCGCCCCUUCCAGUGUACCCCCCGAGGGCCCCCAAGAUGUCCCUGCCUCUCUCAAGAAAACAAGGAGGGGGUCUGAGACUGGACCAGGUCAUCAGGGCCUUGGAGGUUGCUCUCGGGAGGGGUAGCGGCCGUGUCUGUAUAUAGCCAUGAUCGAGAACUCUUUCCAGCCUUUCACCAGUGACCCCAGGUGGGCGGUGGCCAGAAGGCAUUCCCCUCCCCCCUUCGCCACCUCCUUCCUUUGGGGGAGGUGUGGGCCUUGGGGGGAGGUAGCCCAGGAAGGACACCCCCUAACCAGUGUUCAGACUUGGUCCUCCCAGUCUCUCUCUCUGGGUUGGGAUGAAGUGUGGAAUGGGCCAUAGGUGAACCAGGGGGUUCCUGUGGGCUUUCUCCUGUCCCGCCUGCCCCCUGGAACCCCUCACCCCCACAGAAAGCCAUUGGAGACGUUCAGGGAAACGGGUGCGGCCUGGCCGCCCCCAUUCGGGUACUCAAUCUCAGGUGUCCAUAGGUUCUGCCCCACUGCCCCUGGGAGGGGCCACGCAGCUUCUCAGCCGCGCGGGGGAAGGGGGGUGAGUGUGGAAGGGGGGAGGCGGUAGGGUUUCCAUAGAGGUCCUGGUUUUGCUUCUGAGAGGGGAGGGGCAGAACAGGGGUUCUUCCAAAGAGCAAUUUGAUUCACUUGGGGGGAUAUUAGGAGAUGGGAAUGAAUGCAGGUUUAUUUAUUUUCCUCUGUCUCUGCUGGUGGGGGGCUCUACUGCCCCACUCUGGGUGGGUGUGCGAGUGUAUGAGUGAGAGACUGGGGGGAGCUGGCGCCACAGCGGCUCCCCGUGCAGGGGCAGAGCCCCCGACUUCGGCCUUGUGCAGUACCAUGUGACAAUCAUUCCCUCUGAUUUGGGACUUGGGACCACGACAGCCAUUGGGCGAGGUGCACCCCUUCCCCUCUUCCAGGUGGGGGUAAGGAGGCCGGGAACCCUGGCUCCAUCGCGCCGGGGCCCUUCUCCCCCACAUGACCCCCGUGCGGCAGGGCCCCUGGACCGGUGGUCGAGGUCCUGUCCACACGGGCCGGAAGCAGGAGGGCUGAUCCCCGAACCCCCUGGGAUAGCUCAGUUUUUUUGGACCGGGUAGAAUAUUUUUUCAGGCGCCAAUCCCUUCCUUGACCUGGGCCCCAGUGGGUGGUCUGUUGUCCUCAGGGGUUGUGGGUGUGGGGGAAGAGUCUCUGAUCUGAACUUAGGAUGGGGAAGGGUAAAUGCCGUUUUGUACAGAGGGACUGAAGACGACCUCACCCUGGAACAGGAAGGGACCCAGGCUCCCUGUCUGAGACCCUGGGAGGGCCUACUCCAUGCCCCACCCCUCCGGCCUCUGGCUGCAGGAGGUCUGUGGUAUCCCCAUUUGUUCUAGAACCUUGCACUCUCCCACCUGGGAGCUGGGGGGCUUGGAUGGCACUGGCUCGGACCCGGACCGGCCCUGGCAGGAUCCAGGGACGGCUUCCUGGGGUCCUGGGGAGGGAGGCAGAGAAGCUCUUUGGGAGCUGGGCUGGCCCAUCUGUCCUUCAGUGGGCCGGUGGUGAGAUGCCUUAGUUUGGGGAUAAGGAUGGGGUGCAGGGGGCCAGCCAGGGCCUUUUUUCCCUUUGUGUCUGCCCUCUUGAUUGUCCCAGCCCUGGCCGGUGCCUGUCUGCAGGAGGUGGACUGCAGUCUAAGGGCCCAACUGAGAACUUGUCCCUGGCUCCUCUCCAGUGUCCAGGGGCCUGGAGGGACUGGUGGUCACUGGGACCUAGUUCAGCCAUUUAGCUGGGGCCUCUCAAGGAGGGGGGGUGCAUGGCCCCAAGGGACUUGUGCUUCAGGGUGACCCCCUGCCCUACCUGGCCUCAUCCUUGUAUUUAAUUAAUUAAACAAGCCUUUUUUAAACCCGA